Molecule: messenger RNA, 819 nt
Organism: Physella acuta
Lineage: Eukaryota; Metazoa; Mollusca; Gastropoda; Physidae
Product: density-regulated protein homolog
Biological process (GO): translation reinitiation; formation of translation preinitiation complex
Molecular function (GO): translation initiation factor activity; mRNA binding
Source: RefSeq, a predicted model, not a curated record
GAAAAUUCCAAAAAAAUAAAAAUUCGAAUCAGCGAAACGAAGAUAACAGCAAGUUACAGGCAUGGCUGCUGUAGCAGAUUCCAAGUCAUUUUUAGAGUACCGUGGACCACAGCCUGGGGUUAAAUAUCCUAUCCAAGUUUUAUAUUGUGGAGAAUGUGGAGUCCCUGUAGAGUACUGUGAAAACUACCCAACAUAUGAGAAAUGCAAGGCUUGGUUAGAAAAAAAUUUGCCAGAUGAAUUUGAAAAACUGAAAGUUGACAAAACUUCUCCUACAGCUGGAGGAGUUGAAGAGGAUGGUGGGUCAGAGAGUAAAGAGGAGGGAGAAGAGAAGAAGAAGAGACAGACCAGGGGAGGUAAGGCCAUCAUGAAAGCUAAAAAGAAAAUGGAGCCUCAAGGUGUGAAGUUGUGGACACAGACACGAGGUAAAAAGAAGAAGGUGACCAUCAUUGUAGGCCUGGCUUCAUAUGAAAUUGACCUGAAGGAAGCCAGUAAAUUUUUUGCGGGUAAAUUCUCCUGUGGUUCCUCCAUCAGUGGGGAUGAUGAGAUUGUUGUACAAGGGGACGUCAAGGACGAACUUUUUGAUAUCUUACCCGAGAAAUGGAAGAUAAUAGACGAAGAUGAUAUUGAAGAUUGUGGGGAUAAGAAAUAGUGAGGUUGAGUGAAUGUGUGAUAUUUUGUGAGGUUUGUGUUGUGUGUGAUUUUGUGUGAAGUUUUGUGUUGUGUGUGAUUUUGUGUGAGGUUUUGUGAUGUAGUGUGUGACUGUGUGUGUGUGUAAUGUCUUGUGGUACUCUUUCGCCCAAAUAAAGUUCAACCCUAAAA